This is a messenger RNA of Vicia villosa (hairy vetch), 1701 nucleotides long. RefSeq lists its product as uncharacterized. Gene Ontology annotation, molecular function: metal ion binding; mRNA binding. Bases 322 to 1302 code for a protein of 326 amino acids. The record is from RefSeq and is a predicted model, not a curated record. NCBI's taxonomy places the organism in Eukaryota, Viridiplantae, Streptophyta, Magnoliopsida, Fabales, Fabaceae. The transcript has 4 exons.
UUCUAUUUUGCUUCAAAAAUACGCGGUGAACUAAAACCUGCUUCCGUUGCUAACGUGUUCCGCAAACUAUAAAUUAGAGAUUUAUCGUGAACUAAAACCUUCUUCCCAUUUCGUCUCUCUCAAUUUCUUCUUCUUCUCCGCACUAACCUACCGGCACUGAAAUCGCAAUGAACCGCCAUUUUCGUGCCUGUAACGUGGCUCUAUUUCUCUUAUCGUCAUCGAUUUUCAACCUUCUCUUCUUGAUUUCUUUUUUUCUUCUAUGAUUUUCUUUUCCUUGAAAUUUUAUGUUCUCUGCAAUUUCUUCACUUUUAGGAUUAGGUUAUGGAGAACGUGAUGAGCAACGGCAAGAUGAAGGUUUCGAAGCUGCGAACUUUGAACGAGAACUUUUCGCCGUUGCAGAUCGAGUUGGAUGAAACGAGAGGACGCUAUCUCCAAUCAGCGACGAUGAGUCCGCGUUUUCAACACUACACCGAGAAACACGACGUCGGCUCGCCGCUCGUUCAAUACUUCUACGCCGGAUCUCCGAUUUCAUCUAAAGCCGGCGAGGCUUUCAAUUCUCCGCUUUUCGGCUCCAGCAAGUAUAAAUCCGCCAACAGUAGCUUUGGUUCAGGGAACAGUAGCUUUGGCUCUCGCGGUAGAUUGUCCCUCUCUCCGCUUUCUUCAAUCGAGAACUUCGAAUUGAAGUCGCCGCCGAUGUACCGAACGCCAGUGAAGGUGGAAGAGGAAGUUAUUGUGAUGGAUGAUAUUCAGGUGAGGCCAAACUUCGGAGGAAAGAGCGGAAGGUCAUCAUCGUCUUCUUCCAGUAGGGGCUCCUCUUCCUCUUCUUCGUCAAACAAGAGUUUGUUUAAGACGGAGAUUUGCAGAGCAUGGGAAGAAACUGGAAACUGCCGCUUCAAUUCCAAAUGCCAGUUUGCUCACAUCAGAGAAGAGCUUCAUCCAGGUCGUUUCCCCAUGAAUAUUAAAUCUGAGGCACAGAUGGGCAAAAUUUCUAUUAGACCAGGACCGUCCAUAUAUAGCCCAAAUACCUGCAUUGUUCAAGAACAUCAAGAAGUAGCUGAACCUCAACGUGUAGUCACAAGACCCAUAAUAAUAUCACAACCAUCUUCACCUGAACGUCAUCGCAUGCACACCAAAUCCCAUACCAUCAGUGACUGGUCACCUCUGGAUGAUGGCAUUGAGUGUUUCCUCCCAAAUUGUGCAGAUAGAGUUCCCUCAAGGCAGGAAGUUGAUGCACAUAUUAUUUCUGUUCUUAAUCAGUCGACUACUAAAAGAAGACUACCAGUAUUCGCGGAACUUUGCUAGGGACAGUAAUCUCCAUGACUAUCAAAAAGACUCCUCACUGGGAAUUACUCUCAAUACCAUAUAUUUUUUUCUCUAUUAGUUGAAUAAUGUUCUCCUGGUAAAUAAAUACCAUUGUAGUUCGUGUGCUGCUAACUAAUAUUAGGUGACAUUUAAUGGUCAGUUGAUGGCUAGAUUACCAGUGCUGUGCAUACAUAGAAUAAUAACAUUUUUCCAAAAAUGGCAGAACCAGCUAUGAUCUUUGAUUGAACAAUCAUGUUUACUGAUUCUUUGUUGAGUUCUGAAUUUCACAUUUGGCAUAUGACCAACAUUAGUACAUGUAUGAAUUCGUUGUAAAAUUGAAAGAAUCACUGUGAGCUAUUGUAAUUUUGAUUAAAACUGCACUUUAGAACUUCAACAAAA